Messenger RNA from Hevea brasiliensis (rubber tree), 756 nucleotides. Its product is annotated as zinc finger BED domain-containing protein RICESLEEPER 2-like. The transcript has a single exon. NCBI's taxonomy places the organism in Eukaryota, Viridiplantae, Streptophyta, Magnoliopsida, Malpighiales, Euphorbiaceae. Bases 1 to 756 code for a protein of 251 amino acids. The record is from RefSeq and is a predicted model, not a curated record.
AUGUGUAUCAUUGCUCAUUUCAUUGAUAAUGAUUGGAAGUUACAUAAGAAAAUCAUUAAUUUUUGUCCUAUUACAAGUCAUAAAGGUGAUGCAAUUGGUCGAGCUAUUGAAACUUAUUUGCUAGAGUGGGGGCUAGAUAAGAUAUUAACCAUUACAGUUGACAAUGCUAGAUCAAAUGAUAUAGCCACUGCUUAUUUGAAAAAAAAGCUUGCAAAUUGGGGUGUCACUAUUUCUAAUUCUGAUUACCUUUAUAUGAGGUGUAUGGCACACAUAGUUAAUUUGGUUGUCAUGGAUGGCUUAAAAGAUGUUGGUGAGUCAGUGUUGAAAGUAAGGAAUGCAGUGAGAUACAUUAGGAGUUCUCUAGCUAGGUUGAAAAAGUUUAAGGAGUGUGUUGAAUAUGAACAAAUUGAUGGCAAAUCUUCUUUGUAUUUAGAUGUGUCAACUAUGUGGAAUUCAACUUACUUAAUGUUGAAUACAACUCAAAAAUAUGAAAGGGCAUUCGAGAGGUAUGAGUCACAAGAACCUAUGUUUAUGCUUGAAUUGGGAGAGAAUGGGGUGCCUGAUUUUCAUGAUUGGUCUGAGUGUAGGAAAAUGGCUGAAAUGUUUUCUCAUUUUUAUGAACUUACUUUGCAUAUUUCUAGUUCUCGGUAUGUCACAUCUAACAUGUUUUUUGGUGAGAUAAGUGACUUGGCUUUUAUCUUGAAUCAAUGGGUGGAUAACAUAGAUAUUGAGAUGAAAAUAUGGGGAACAAAAUGA